Molecule: messenger RNA, 2029 nt
Organism: Elaeis guineensis (African oil palm)
Lineage: Eukaryota; Viridiplantae; Streptophyta; Magnoliopsida; Arecales; Arecaceae
Product: pentatricopeptide repeat-containing protein At5g66520
Biological process (GO): RNA modification
Molecular function (GO): RNA binding; protein binding
Source: RefSeq, a predicted model, not a curated record
AUUGCAUGAUGCCCACCUUUCAUGGAAAGAACUUGGUGCGAAGGAUGACAUGCGCGAGCGCGCGGCUUCCUCUCCCGCCCUGGCGACCGCCCUCGCCCGCCUCAUACACCGAUGUCAGAGCCUGCGCGAGCUCCGCCAAAUCCACGCCCACAUCACCACCUCCCCCCACCUCGACCCCCGCACCGCCGCUUCCCUCCUUUCCCGCCUCCUCUUCUUCUGCGCCACCUCCCCCGCCGGCUCCCUCCCCUACGCCUCCGCCCUCUUCCGCCGCCUGCCCUCCCCGACCCUCUCCGCCUACAAUGCUAUGAUCCGAGCGUACGCCAUGCCCUCCUCCCCUCUCAUCCCUCUCUCCCUCUACGUCCAAAUGCUCGCCGCUGGUGUCCGUCCCGACCACCUCACCUUUCCCUUCCUCUUCAAGCAUUGCUCCCUUCGCCUCGACUCCGCCGCCGGCAGGAGCCUCCAUGCCCACGUCUCGAAGUUGGGCCUCCAUUUGGACAUCUUCGUUCAAAAUGCCAUGAUCUAUAUGUACUCGACCUGUGGACUCGUCGAUUCCGCGCGGAGGUUGUUCGAAGAAAUGCCCCACAGAGAUGUAGUCUCUUGGAACUCGAUUUUGAUAGGGUAUUUGAGGUGCGGGGAGCUCGACUUGGCUCUGCAUCUGUUUCUGGACAUGAAGGAGAGGAAUACAAGAACUUGGAACUCGAUCAUAACUGGGUUUGCACAGGGUGGCCGGUCGAGGGAGGCAUUGGCUUUGUUCCAUGAGAUGCAGCACUCGGCCAAUGAAUGUGCUAAGCCUGACAAGGUGACGGUUGCCAGUGUAGUCUCGGCAUGUGCUUCACUGGGAGCUCUGGACCAGGGGAAAUGGGUGCAUGGUUACUUGAAGAGGCAUGGGCUGGAGUUUGAUGUCGUGAUUGGAACCGCAUUGAUAGACAUGUAUGGAAAAUGUGGGUGUGUGGAGAGAGCUGUGGAGGUCUUCCAGGAGAUGCCCAACAAAGAUGUCUUGGCUUGGACUGCAAUGAUCUCUGCAUUUGCCAUCCAUGGGCUUGGAGAAGAGGCUUUUGGUCUUCUAGAAGAGAUGGAGAGGCAUGGGACAAAGCCUAAUUAUGUGACUUUUGGUGCACUUCUAAGUGCUUGUGCUCAUGCCGGCCUGGUAGAAAAAGGCUGGUGGUGUUUCAAUGUGAUGAAACAAAUCUACUUGAUUGAACCUCAGUUGCAGCAUUAUGCUUGCAUGGUUGAUUUGCUUGGCCGAGCAGGGUUAUUUGAAGAGGCUGAAAGACUGAUCAGAAGUAUGCCUAUGGAGCCAGACUCGUAUGUUUGGGGGGCAUUGCUUGGGGCAUGCAGGAUGCAUGGAAAUGUGGAGCUCGGAGAAAGGGUGGCUGGUUAUUUGAUUGGCUUAGAUCCUCUGAACCAUGCAUUCUAUAUAAUUCUUUCAGAUAUAUAUGCAAAGGCUAACAGGUUUAAGAAUGUAAAGAAAGUUAGAUCUGUCAUGAAAGAGUGCUGGAUAAAGAAAACUGCACCUGGUUGCAGUAUGAUUGAAGUUGAUGGACAGGUGCUUGAGUUUUCAGCAAAAGGGGCACCUGAGAACUUGAUGAUGGAAAUAGAGUGGGCGUUGAAUGGAAUCAAUGGCGAGCUGAAGUCCACAGGUUACUUGACCAUUAAUGAUGAGGAAUUGUUAGAAAGCCCUUGGUCUUGUUAACAUGUAGCAGCUUGUUUAAAUAUCUGAUGCAGAUGCCAGAUUCAUUCUAUUUUUUGGGCAAAUAAGUUCAUAUCAUGAGAUUUAAAACAAGUCUUAUGUGCUUUCUUUAUGGCAACUGAGGAAAGCGACUCAUUUUGAACAGAACCUACAGCCUUUCGACCAAUUUUCAGGAAGGAACAAAGAUAAAUAAUCUAGAGAUGCAAGGAGACAGUACUGAAUGUAGAAAAUCCUUUGAACAGUGAAUGAGUUACCAAGUAUGCUGCAUCAAAAUCAGAGUUGACAGAAACUUGUUCAAAGUGCACUUCUUCCUAUUUAUGUAACAAAAAGAAAGGUGAA